AUGUCUGGUCUUCCAUCUGAUGAAGUCGCCGAGGACUACAAGGGUUCCUUGGAGGAUCUGAUGACCAAUGACAGAUAUCAGAUAUCAAAUCUGACCCUGAUCGCAAAGGAGAACACUGAGCAUGCUGAAGCCAUCUCCCGUGUUCUUCAGAAUCAUAUCAAUCGUGCCCCCCCGGCAAGAAAACUACCCGCUCUAUACGUUCUGGAUUCCAUAGCCAAAAAUGUUGGCUCGCCAUACACCGUCUACUUUGGCCGAAACCUCCAUCAGACUUUCAUGCACGCCUAUUCUCAGGUGGACACCAAUGUUCGUCGGAAGCUUGAAGAAAUGCUCAAGACCUGGCGAGAGCCGGUCCCAGGCUCACUGUCAACCACCCCCGUCUUUCCCAUUUCGAGCACACAAACCAUUGUCGACAAUUUGAACAAGUUUCGUGCUGCCACGGCUGCAAAUCCUCGGUAUCAAGCAACGCCUGUCCAAGGCGUCCCCGCAAGAGUGGCUUCAGCGCAGCAAGUCUACCGCCAAACCCCGACGCCACCUCAAUCCGCUGUGCAGUAUCCACCGACCUUGCCAACCCAUAUUCGAAGCCCACAACCGCACCCUGUCACCCCAAUAGGGUCAGGCCAGCCAUACAGUCAAGCACCAUUGAAUUCGUAUGCCCAACCAUACCCAUCGCAACCGAACCCCUACUAUCAACCACCUCAACAACCUCCACCAACAACAGCACCGCAGUUCAGAAAUCUUUCCACUUCUCAGUACCCAGUCCCAUCGACCGGCCACGCAAACUCUUCGAGUUCCGUGGAUGUACAAAAGCUACAUGCCGACAUCGAUGACCUCACUACCGAUGCCAAGAUUGAGUGUGCGACUCAUCCGAUGGACCAAGCUGCACAGCGGCAUUUGACCACACUGCAGACCCUGAAGGAAAUCUUGGAUGGUGGCAGCACAUCGGAGCAAGACUUGGUCAACAUCAGAAACACGAUUAUGCAGCAAAUGAGUGACAAAUUGGCAACGGCUCGACAAAACUCAGCAGCGGCUCCGAUGUCCCUCCAGCAACAGUACUCAACCCCACAGCCCCAGAUUCAGCAUACACAACCACCACCUAUAGUAAUGCCGUCGAUUUUCAACACCACCAAUCUUGCAGAGCUGCUGCGGGCGACUGCCAAUCAACCACCGCAGCAUCAAACAAUACCCCAAUCCAGUUUCUACUCACAGCAGUCUUCGGGUGGUCCAACCGCUCUGUUGUCUGGGAUGACCCCUUCGCCUGUCCCGGGGGCCGUGACCGACAAUCCGCUGCUGGCACAACUCCGAGCAUCGGGUUUAUUAUCUUUUGUUCCAACACCACCUCAGGGAGUUACUCCCCCCUUGUCAUCGCUGGCCACAUUCGCCAGUGAAGCUCGCAUCGAAGUGACCUUCACAUCGGCCGCCAUUAGAAUCCCACGACCUCAUCUGGUGCAAACAUUCAUCAACGCACGGCCUAAUCAAUGUAGCACUUGUGGUCGAAGAUUCACGUCUGAUGAAAUUGGUCGGGAGAAGAAGGCGGCACAUCUGGACUGGCAUUUCAAGACGAAGGAACGGAUGUUGGAAGCAGAGAAAAGAGGUCAGAAUCGGAGCUGGUACGUCGAUGAAAGAGACUGGAUUGGCAGCAAAGAGUAUGAAGACGAUGCGGGACUAAUAGACAAUAAUGGGACGGUUGCAAACGGAGCACCAGUGAACGCGAAAAAAAAGGUGGACUUUGUCAAGGCACCAACAGACCCCAUCAUUCGAUCGCUGCCUUGUCCCAUUGACCAAGAACCAUUCAAAAGUGAAUGGAGCGAAGAAGUGCAGGACUUUAUCUGGGAGGAUGCCAUUCAAGUUAGAGGCCGAUAUUAUCAUGCCAGUUGCUAUGCCGAAGUCACCAAAGGCCGAGACAAAGACGGGGCAUCGACGCCGGGGCCAUCUGGGCGAACCACCACUCCGGACUCGGUCCUAGGGAAACGAAAGGCAGAGCAAGACAUGAAUAACACCAAAUCCAGGCUCAAGGUGGAAUAA
Messenger RNA from Exophiala bonariae, 2022 nucleotides. RefSeq lists its product as uncharacterized. The record is from RefSeq and is a predicted model, not a curated record. Gene Ontology annotation, biological process: termination of RNA polymerase II transcription. Gene Ontology annotation, molecular function: mRNA binding; phosphatidylinositol binding; RNA polymerase II complex binding. NCBI's taxonomy places the organism in Eukaryota, Fungi, Ascomycota, Eurotiomycetes, Chaetothyriales, Herpotrichiellaceae. Bases 1 to 2022 code for a protein of 673 amino acids. The transcript has 3 exons. Gene Ontology annotation, cellular component: cytoplasm; mRNA cleavage factor complex.